GCAGCCGAACGUUUCCAACCGCGAGCAACAAUUCACCAACAGUUCUCCAUUUUUGAUAUGACAAUUUUUUCACCAUGUCUCGCACAAGUAUUACCUGCCAAAUUACUUGAUAAUGAAGUAUUUCUGUCAGGCAAAACCGAUCAAUGUUUAAUUCUAUUAGCACUUUUCAACUUGGAACUCACGCUGGCCAUGAUGUUUCAAUUUCUCGCUUUCUUCAUUGCUACUCUUUACGCUUUCGCCGUUCUCAGUCUUCCUAUCACCGCUGAAGCUGCCCGUCUGCCUGCUGUUUAUCGUUCUGAGCAACGCGACCGCCCUGCGAUAUCCCGCCGAGAUGUAUACAGUCCGAAAAUCACGAAUCCUACUGCUUGUACGACGUGGUUCAACGGUUCGCGUGUUUCUGUUACGUGGGAUACAAGUAAACCACCGCAAAAUAUCACGAAUGAGGAAGGGAAAAUCAUGACUGACGAGCACCUGAAUAUGUCUAAUCCACUCGCCGAAGGGUUUGAUAUCAUGGCUGGUACCAUAUCAUUCCUUGUGCCCGACGUAACGCCUGGACAUGGUUACAUCGUCGUCCUCCUGAAUUCACAGAUUAGCGCGCAGGCUGAGGCUAGUGACGUGCUUGAAGAGGCUACCUGUGCAGUGGGAAUCUAAGGGUAACGCUGUGCUCUAAGUAACGACAGUGAUCCCGAUAUUGGAGCUGGAUGAGCUAGUUGUCUUCGUCGAUGCACUGUUGAUCGGACUCUCUGCCUCCGUGUGACCACCUGCUCGCAUUCAUUGGAGCGUAUGAGAUUAGUGGUACGACUCUAGACAGCUUCUCUGUGCAGGACCGCAAAGCAUCUCUAUACUGAAUACUGCUAGCAUGCUGUUGGUCGAGAAUCACUCCGGG
Desarmillaria tabescens is the source of this 886-nucleotide messenger RNA. RefSeq lists its product as uncharacterized. The coding region runs from base 58 to 651 and encodes 197 amino acids. Lineage: Eukaryota; Fungi; Basidiomycota; Agaricomycetes; Agaricales; Physalacriaceae. The record is from RefSeq and is a predicted model, not a curated record. The transcript has 6 exons.